Cryptotermes secundus is the source of this 3193-nucleotide messenger RNA. RefSeq names its product out at first protein (gene oaf). The transcript has 5 exons. NCBI's taxonomy places the organism in Eukaryota, Metazoa, Arthropoda, Insecta, Blattodea, Kalotermitidae. Bases 76 to 972 code for a protein of 298 amino acids. The record is from RefSeq and is a predicted model, not a curated record.
UGGUUACGGCGAGUUGGUGGGAUAGAAGGUACAUGGCAGUAAGGCGGAGUGAAUAGUGUGAUAUUACAUGUCGAAAUGUUUGUUGGACGUGGUGCUAGUUGUGCCUGCUAUGUGGGCGUCUUCUAUAUUUUGUACAUCAUCAAUAUUGGGGACACACAGCUUCUAAUUAAUGUGAAGAAUCAGGGUGGUGAUGUCCUUCAAGAAACGAUCACUGCGAAUGUGAGUGAGGACUCGGUGACUCUGGAGUUCCAGCGAUCUGACGGGACGCUGAUUACGCAGCUCGUGGACUUCAGAAAUGACGUGCAGAUAUUGAAGGCUCUGGUGCUUGGAGAGGAGGAGCGAGGACAAAGCCAGUACCAAGUGAUGUGUUUCGUGUGCCACUUCCAGAAAGAGGAGUUCAUAUCGUCUGACGCCAUGUCGAAACUGCGGCAGAAAAACCCGGGAACGAUCCGAACUCCAGAGGAAGACAGGGGAAGAGAGAAUUUCACAAUGGACCUAUUUGUGAACGCAGGGAAGUCUGGAGUCAUAUCUCGUCACAUCUCCAGCCUGUGCGGCGAGGCAACAGAUGCCACCUACACGAGGGAGGCAGAUAUCAAGAUGUGGGCUGCGCAGCCUGGUGCUUCAUUGUCUGCACUGUUGGGAGCCGUCAUCCGGUACCCUUCUCCAAUACCUUCGGUGGCUCGUCAUGAUGCCGGAGUAGCCGUCAAUGCCAUAGAAGAAGAUCCUGCGGCAGCUGUUGGGGCAUCCACAGGACGGUGCCUCGAAACAGUAGACCCAUGGACGCCGUGCUUGUGCCAUCUUGAGAUGUGUAUAGGUUGGUACCCCUGCGGAUUGAAGUACUGCAAGGGCAAAGGUGAUGGCAAAGUGGGAUCGGUCGGCGGUAGUUACCGUUGCGGCAUCAAAACAUGUAAGAAAUGUAGUCUGUUCUCAUAUUACGUGCGCCAGAAACAGCUUUGUCUAUGGGAUGAAUGACCCAGAGCCCACAGUUGAAGGAAACGGGCUCUAUAUAACAGAUUUCCAAUGCAAUGCUGCUGCCUCUGGUGUGCCAUGAACUUAGUUCUUCGUUCUCUUUUCUAACCAGUCUUCAGCCUAAAGAUCUUACCUAGAGCAACAAGAAUUACGAGUUUAGUACUGUGACUUCACCGGUCGCCAUUUAACCAUUGGGCAAUAAUAAUCCACCGGAGGCAAAAUAAAACGUUGUGAGAUGUACGCCGUGUUGUUCUAGGGGACAUUGAUCGCUGUUAGCUUGAUCAUUGUCAUAUAUCUCAUUUUGAGAGACAGAACAUGUCUGUGGGACCUGGAUGGUGAUCCUGGAGGCCGUUACGUUGACAAUAUGGUUACAGCUGGGAAUCCAGGAAGCCGUGCAUGUAAGUUACAUGAAGUGGGAACCGUAAGAAUGAAUUUAUGUACAGCUGUUCACAGAAACGCGUCUGCAUUAACGAGAGUAACAAUUAUUCAUUAUUACAUAUAUUAUAUUAACUUUUUUAUCAGUACGAGUAUACACUGAAGGUGCUGUUACACCUGAAUGAGCGGAGUGUCUUCAUUUUACCAGUAUCCAAAUACAAGGUCAGUAACUGGUAACAUUCGAUAAUCGCUGGAUAAGAGAAACGUAGUUUUUGCCAAUUAGUGUGAUCGUUUCCUUAUAAUGAGCAAUUAAGCGUACAUUAUAAGUAAACCUACACACAAAACUUACGUAUUUUUCCAUUUAUAUACAUUUACAUAAAAUCUGACGAUGUAGAUAGAACAAAAUAAAUAUGUCUUCAUUACACAUCUCAAUGAAGAUGUCAAAAAUUGUCGCAAAGGGCAGAACAUGAGAUAACUGGGAAGGACUUUCUGAAUUUGCCCACUUAUGUUACAGCUGGUUUGAUACGCGAGACUUGUAUAUAUGGCAGAGCUACUCAGUUCCAUGACAUACGUUGCUUCGCGGUACGACACGGUUUGUGUUCCAUAGCUAAUGUAGGGAGUUUCAUUGUGGAGCAGUUUCCGGUUCUGCACGGUUUCGGCCCCUUAUAGUACGAUUUGUGGAGAACCGUUAAACGCGGAACACAUGUCCAGUAUAAUUGUAAUUUUAGAAUUGUCAUACCACAAAAUUAUGUACAUUUAGCUUACGUAGGCCUAUGGCAUUCCAGUCACCGAAGUUAAGAAACAUUGGGCGUGGUUAGCACUUGGAUUGGUGGCCUCUUGUGAACACGUGCUGUUGGCAUUCCUUUUAAGCCGACCACAGUGACCGCGCGGUCAAGGGCAUGAACUGUCUUCGUCUACUUGGACACAGGUAUCGUCGGUUCGAAUCCCACCCAAGGCUUGGAUGUCUGUGUGUGUUUAUUCUAUGUUUAUGUUAUUCUUUGUAUAGGUUAUUGUGCCACAACGAUUGCGACAGUAAAAUUUCUUCCUAUAUCUUACCGCUACCACCAAUUUGUUGUGCCCUGAUAGGGGUCAGUGACUGUACUCACCCCCUAUCGGACUUCGUGGAUAACUCUUAACCUGUGAGGUGGAAAACAUGCUUGCAUUCGGGGGAUCCACAAAUAAAUCGAGUACCCACCAACAACAAUAAAGUAAAAUAUAAUGAAAUAAACACCAUUACAACAAACAACUUGUCAAUACACACAAAACCUUCGAUUAAACCCCUGAUUCUAAUUUCCUACAUUUAACUGUCCAUAAUAUGUUAAAAUAAUUCAACCAAUUUUCCUAAUAACAUUAACCAACCAGAAUCAUAUAUUGACAGUCACCAGUGAUCCGAACACAGGCAAGUACUCACGUUCACAAAAGAGGAAGACAUCUGACUCCAUCGCGUCUCCUUCCUACCACGCGACUGUUCUGAGCUAUUCCUAAAAUCAGAGUGUUCGCGGCUCCUCCCGUCUGAACCCCUCAACAUUCAACAUCACGAAAAGCUGCUCAUGUAAAACCCCUAAGUCAGCAAACUGUGCGAUGGCGAGACUUGCCUCGUGUCGUCGUUUAAUUUGUCAGCAGUUUCUAUAGACUGUACAACUGACACCGGAUGGCUAAAGAAUGUACGGCGUCUCAACUCUGGCUUCUGGCGGGUUUACAACUUGUGGUUCACCCGACGUAUUUUAAAUUUAUAAAACUUAUAAUUGUUUUCUAAUCAAUAACACGUAAAUUUGACCCCUUGCUAGGAUAAAGCAUCAUCAUCAUCAUCAGUAAUCUGUCAAGACGACAGGUCCACAGUCUCUUUCAA